This is a messenger RNA of Pelobates cultripes (western spadefoot toad), 22750 nucleotides long. The record is from the annotation of a GenBank genome assembly. NCBI's taxonomy places the organism in Eukaryota, Metazoa, Chordata, Amphibia, Anura, Pelobatidae.
GAUGCACUGAGUAGAAGCAGUGAAAGUGCCGCUAGCUGAGUGUGAGUGUCCCUCCCUCUCUGUGCCAUGUGAUGUGCGCUCCUCCUUCCUCCCCCUGUGUGUGUGUACUGAGUGUGUCCGGACUGCACCGGGCGGGGCGAGCGAUCCCUCCCGGCCGGUCCCCGGGUAUAUAGAGUACUGCCGGGGGCACGCCAUGCAGUGUCCGGGCCCCCAGUUCAGCAGCACGGAGCUAGCACAGAGUCAGCAGCCGGACAGCAACAGUGAGUGCAGCGCAGACUCGGCUCCCCGGGACUACUCACAGCGGAGAACAGCACAACUCGGACCCAGGAGACCUGACUGCCCCUGAGCGGCCGCCCCGGGAAUUACAGGAUAUGGACAGCAGCGCCGGACACCUGGACUAAUUUGGGAUAUACUGAGUGCCCACUGACUUACCGUGCCCACACCGGGAUAUACUGAGUGCCCACUGACUUACCGUGCCCACACCGGGAUAUACUGAGUGCCCACUUACCGUUCCCAGCCGGGGAUAUACUGAGUGCCCACUGACUUACCGUGCCCAGCCUGGGAUCUACUGAGUGCCCACUGACUUACCGUGCCCAGACCGGGAUAUACUGAGUGCCCACUUACCGUGCCCAGCCAUAGAUAUACUGAGUGCCCAUUCAGACUGCACUGAUUUAUCCUGCCAAGGUUUGGAUAUACUGAGUGCCCCCUCACACUCUGCCCCGACUUAUCGUGCCCAUCCUGGGAAAUAGUGUGUGAACUAUCCGAGCUCAAUCAGCCAUUGCCCCCAGUCCUGGCCGGUGACCCUAUACAAUGAAUAUAGUGCUGGAGUUCUUCGUUGUCACGUUCAAGGUGCUGUGGGCCUUCGUGCUGGCAGCGGCUAAGUGGCUGGUUCGUCCCAAAGAGAAGAGUGUGGCCGGCCAGGUGUGCCUGAUCACAGGGGCCGGCAGUGGACUAGGUCGCCUCUUUGCGCUGGAGUUUGCCAGGCGCCGGGCACAGCUGGUACUAUGGGACAUCAAUAGCCAGAGCAAUGAGGAGACCGCGGACAUGGUGCGAGAAAUCUACCGACAGCUAGAGGCAGAGGACGCCCUGCGGGGUGAGUGAUCGAUCCGUUAAAAGUACUGGGAGCUAUACCUUCAUGUCACCUCGUAGUAAUGGGAGUUGCAGUUUACCCAUUGCCACAGGAGACACUCAUUGGGGUCCUGCUUAAAUGUAGAAAGGACUAAUUAAUGCAGGGGUUGGCCAAAAUGCUUCUAGCCAUUCUUGGGUUAAUGUAAAAUAUUCAGAUUGUUUCAUGAUAAGUUUUGGAACUUAGUUAUAAAGAUCCAGAGUAAGUUAUGUCAACGUUCUAAAUAUGGAGCGAUCAGCAGACACAUUCAUUUUGUUUCCAUAGUGACCACUCCAGCUUCAGAACUUUGGCCCAGACUUGCUCUUUAUACUUAACCCCCUAUACCUUUUUAUUUGAUCUCACUGUAGUCUAAUGUAUUAAGUGACUGUCCCAUUGCUCAAAAAGUAAAUUUUAAUGUUAUUUUAUGCCACAGGUCUUGGCACCAAUAAAUGACUAACUUUAUGAGUGGCUAUAAAGCCUACGACUGCUACAGGCUCUGAUUCUUAUUAUAAUAAUUAGUGGUAGGCUUGAGGACCAAAGACCAUGCAGCUUGAUUACUGUCUCAACAAUCAGUUGAGCUAACUAAUAUUGCCAGAUUAAAAACGUGUUGCAUCAUUUGUAUGCUGAUUUUAACAGAUGUUUGUAAUGCAAAAAAAACUUAGUUCAUUCAUACAGUAAAGGACUAUGGGAGACAAAACACACUUGUACAGUACCAAUUUAGGUGACUUUCCUUUUCACCUACCAUUUGCAUUAUAUAACCAUUUAAACAGUUUCUAAUAUACUGCUAUGAAGCAUGCUCAUUUUUGUUUAAAUGGUGUAUGUAUUAUGUGUUUUAACAUGUUUGAUUUGCAAUAAGUUCAUUCAGACUUCUGUCUGUCUGCAUCAGAGCGUUUUAAAUUGUUUGGCUCUACCUUGCCCUUAUUUUCUUUCUGAGCAAAGUACUACUUCUAUUGAUUUUGGGUAUUGUCCUGUGUGAUGUUGCACAAAUUGUCUAUUUAAAUAUUUGAACCUGAAAGCCCUUCUGUAGAAUUACAGUUUACCCAGUGAUGGGAAGCAUAGGGUACUUAAAGAAACAAACCAAGAGGACAACACUAUUCUUAAAUUUGAAUUUUCCACCAUACAUUUUUUUUUUUGUUUUUUUUUUUAAUGACAUUGUCUCUUUCUUUGUGUGCACGUCUUAUUAGCUUAUUCACAUCUGGACAUUGUAUUUAUUUAUUCUAUUCUUUUCUUAUAUCCCUAAGCAACCAGUAAUUCUGUGGAAGAAGAGGUACCCCCAUGCUGCAACCUACAGGUCUAUACGUACACCUGUGACGUAGGCAAGCGAGAAAAAGUGUAUUCCACUGCUGAAAAAGUCCGCAGGGAAGUGGGAGAUGUCUUUCUGCUGCUGAAUAAUGCAGGAGUCGUUUCGGGACACCAUCUGCUUGAAUGCCCUGAUGAGUUGAUUGAAAGGACUAUGAUGGUCAAUUGCCAUGCUCACUUUUGGGUAAGUUACUGUGCUCAUUAUUUUUCAGAUUACUUUUCUUUUUGUAUUUUUCCUUUAAACAUUACUAUAAAAGUAACAUUCAGGCUGCCUGAAUCUGAAACCCUAGUUAUUUUUUAUAUGUUCCCCAUGCCUUGACCUACGGUAAUACUGUAUAUCUAACAUUAUUUUGUAGAGCAGUACUUACCAAUUAGGAGGCACUUGUUGAAUAUUACAGAAAGUAAGCUGUAGUAGAUACAUUUGUCCCCUCCUCCCCAAGCUAGGUGAGAAAGAAAUCUGAGCAUUUCAAAUAUGUGAUUCUGUCAGUCUUCAUUAUUGGUGUAGCGGUAUCUUCAUUUUUAACUCAUGAUUUUAAUUUUUUUUCCUUCAUCUAAAAGCAAUGUAUUUCAUAAUCUUACUUUAAGUCCACAUUAAAAUAUUUUCACAAAUGAUAGUAUAUUCAGUGCGUUGGCGCUUUAUAAAUAAGGUAUAACAAAGUCGUAGUUUGAGAAUACACUUGCAAUCAACUAAAUACUUUAUUUUUAAAAUUUAUUGAUAACCGAGUUGCAUAUAAUUUUGUAUGUUUUCUUUUCAAAGGUUAUAUAUAUUCACCAGAAUAAUAAACCGUUAACUGUAGUUGUUCUGGUGUAUACAGCCUGUCCCUGCAGGUUUUUCAAUGUAAACACUACCUUUUCAGAGGAAAAAUCCGUGUUUACCAUACUGCCUAGGAACGCCUCUAGUCGCAGUCACUCAGAUGGCCACUAGAGGUGCUUCCUGGCUCAGUGCAGUAGAGUGUGCAGCCUGACGUUCAGUGUCUCCAUGCAGAGCGUGGAGCCGCUGGACGCUCCCAAUAUAGAUGCAUUGAUUCAGAUGCUGAUUGUGCAGUAGUUUUCGGAUUGGCUGAUAUCAUCAAACUUGUUGUUCUCAGCCAAGGAGGCGGAGCCAGACACAACGAGACUGGCGCGGUGCUGGAAUAAAGGUGAGUAAAAUAACAUUUUAGUAGGGGGACCUAUAAUGUGUUCUUUUAGAAUUCCAGUGUCAGGAAUACAUGUUUUGUAUUUCUGACGCUUUAUUGUUCCUUUUAACUUGUUGGGGGUGUUUGUUGUUGGGGGUUUUUUUUUGUUUUUGUUUUUUUUUUUAAAUACCUACUGUAGAUCAACAAUUAAUAGGUCAUCUUGUUAUGCUGUGCUUUGACAGUCCUUUUUAAAUACUUUUAUUCUUGAGAUGGUUCUCUGUGGGGAUUAAGACUGGUGUUUUAUUGUUUACCACAAGGGAAAUGUGAUAAGGACUUGUUAGUUUUAUCUAUCACAUUUGAGAUAAGAAGGGAGAGCUUUAUACACAAAGUAAGUACAAAGUAGUAAUGUGUUGUGUGUGUGUGUGUGUGUGGUUGUGUUUAUUAUUAUUAUGGGGGGCGAACGUGUAACAUGCCAGCUGUAUAUUAACAGUAAAACAAUCUGGUACUUCCUACACUUGCGAGCCCAUUCUUAAAUAUUCUGAACUUUAAAGGAAUACCGUUUACAAUGCAACUGCCUUAUCUCAUUAAAGUGGUUAUAAUGGGCAGUCCCAAGCGUUGUCACUAAAAACAUGAGUGCCUUGACACAGCAUGAGCUUUGAAGCUAAACAAAAGUACCCAUAAUGAUGAAGCAGUGGGCAGAUGUGAUAGGCUGUCAGCUGACCCUCUCGGCCAAUUACAGCACCCAUUGUGGGUAUGGCUAGAAUGAAGUGUGUAAUUACUGCCUUAACUAUGCCUUCACUAUGGGUCGGGCUGUGGAUAACCAAACACUAUUAUUUAUUUAGUGUUAGACUGCUUGAGAAAGGUUUAAUGCCAAUGGAACGGCUGUGCAGAUGACUUGUGCUAUAACCAUUUCAGUAAAGUGAAAUGGUUAUUGUGGCUUUAAAAUCUUUUCAGUUUUUCUGCAUACUCUCAUUGGAGACCUGUGAUUACUUUGUAUACUUUUGUGACUUUGUUCAGCAGGCACCAGUCGUGCAUAUUUCAUAACACCUUUUAGCUUAAUGAAGCAGUUGUGAUGUAUAGAUCCUGCAGCUGCAGUCUCACUUCUAGAAUCUCUGGCAUUUAGGAGUUUAAUAACUUUGUUCAUGCAACCCUAGUCACACCCAUCCUAAACACUUCCUGUAAAGAGACAUCUAAUGUUUACACUUCCUUAUUGCACAUUCUUUUUAAAGGGACACUAUGCCUCCUGGAUUGUUGGUUCAGGCUCCUCCUCCACUGCCUUCAGCCGGUGGGGGGACUGAAUGCGCAUACGUGGCGAGCACUGUGCAUACGUGUUAGGACUUGCCCUACAGGAAGGCAUUGCUUUCCUAUGGGGUUUUGGUUGAGGCUGAAUGUCCUCAUGCAGAGCAUAAGGACAUCCAUUGUCCGUAAGGCAACCAGAAGUCGCCUAACCACCCACUCAACCACUGGUAGACCACCACUAGAGGUGGGGUUAAACCUACAAGGUAAUUUUUGCAGUUUCUCAAACUGCAGUAAUUACAAUUGUAGGAUUAAGAAGCCUGGGACACUGCACAAAGACAACUUCAAUGAGCUGAAGUGGUCUGGGUGCCUAAAGUGACCAUGGGACCCUGUGCAUUAAAGCCCUGACUUAAAAAGCCCAUAUAUAUUCCCAGUUCAACACCAUAUAUAGAUACAUAUAAGAACUUCUUAUAUGUAUCUAUAUAUGGUGUUGAACUGGGAAUAUAUAUGGGCUUUUUAAGUCAGGGCUUUAAUACACAGGUUUUUUUUUUUUUUUUUGUUGCAAAGGGGGUAUUCCAGGAUGGAGUUGUUUCCUAAUAUUUUUUGUGGAAUAUAUAUAUUAUAUUAUAUUUUCUCUAUCAUUCAAUGCCUGGUGCUUAUCAAAACAAAACUCCAGUGUAAGACAGCACUCCAAGGUUGUCUUAAUCCAAUAAAACUUAGCAUUUAUUGCUCACAUUAAAAAGAUCAAUGUUUCAGUUUGUCCCCCAAACGUUCAUCAGGAUCAUGAUGGAAAGUUUAGAUAUACUUUUAAUUUGUUUAGACGUGAAUUUGCGUGUUACAUAUAAUUUUUUUUUUUUUUUUUUUCCUUCUCCCCAACAAUAAGUGAACUACAGAAGUCUGUUUAUUGCACUCUUUUACAAAGUGUUGCAUGGAUUGGGGGAAAGUAAGCUUUCAUAGUGAUCUCAUAUUUCCUUUUUGGGGGAGUGCAUGAAGCUACAGUAUAAUGAAUAGAGUAAAGGACACUUGCUCAAUGUGUUCCUGUACAAGGUGCAUACAUGGUUAAGAAGCUGUCAAUGCACCAUGCCAGAAACUGUUUUCUGUUGUGGUUUGUUUGUUUGUUUUUUUUUUUUGUUUGUUUUUUCACACUUUCUCAAAUUUUUGCUAGUCUUCCCUUGCUAACAUGCUGCACCAUGUUAUCUGGCUCUGGUCCCAGAUCUUAGAAACUGCUGAAGCCUUGGUUGUUGGGAUCAACAAGCAGGUGUAGAACUUUUUACUGUAUUAUAAGCUAGCAUUGGUUAUACGACCUUUCAUCUCCUUAAAGGACCACUAUAGUGCCAGGAAAACAUACUCGGUUUCCUGGCACUAUAGUGCCCUGAGAGUGCCCCCACCCUCAGGGACCCCCUCCCGCCAGGCUGGAUGGCGAGGAAAGGGGUUAAACUUACCUUUUUUCCAGCACCGGGCGGGGAGCUCUCCGGCUGAAUGCGCGGCAGGAGCUGUGCGCGCGCAUUCAGCCGGUCUCCUAGGAAAGCUUUUUCACAGUGAGAAGCACGCAAAUGCCUCUAGCGGCUGUCAAUGAGACAUCCACUAGAGGCUGGAUUAACCCAUUUAUAAACAUAGCAGUUUCUAUGAAACUGCUAUGUUUAUAAAAAAAAGGGUUUAAUCCUAGAGGGACCUGGCACCCAGACCACUUCAUUAAGCUGAAGUGGUCUGGGUGCCUAGAGUGGUCCUUUAAACAAAAUCUCUGCACAUUGGACUAAAAUACAAACUUUGUGUUUGUGCAGGCAUUGCUUCCAUAGUUUUCACGAAAAUGUAUGCUCCCUAUUGUGUGUACCUUUUUGCCUCUGUUUAAGAAAAUAUAUUCAAAUGAAAUUAUGACCAAGCUGUCAGUUUCAUGGGUGGGCGUUCAGUCUUUUAAGUCCACGUGCUGUGUAACUUCGCUGGCUGGCUUGAAGCCAAAUCCACUAGUGGAUCAGAUCUGGGCUCUUAUCCUAUAAUGGAAUACCGUUAUUCUAAAUGGUCCCUAAUAAUCUAGAACAGUGGUUUUCAACUAAAAUACUUAACGCCAUCUCAAAGUAUACCACAAAAACACUGACUUCAAUGUUGUGGUCUGAAUGCAAUCCUUUAAAAACCCAAUCUGAAUGCUGACUAUUUCUGGCUAUUUAAUAAAAACUGGUAAGAUAAUUUUGGCCUUAAAUAUGCAUAUCUGUCAAGUAAGUGUGUCAUUUAUAAGCUGACGAUGAAGGUAAAAUAAAAAAUAGGUGCACAUUGCUUACUGUCUUUUUUUUAUUUAAGUGACCCUUGAUCCAGAAAAGAUUGGCAACAUCCGCCCUAGAGAUCCAGAGUUGAUACUCAGUGUAAAAGUAUUAAACGCAUGUUCACCAUCCCUCAAUAUUUUAUUUAAAUGUUGGGGUUAUCAGAUUUAUCUAGCAUUUACUGCAAAAUGUAAGUAAGAGGAAACCAAAGGAGAACUCACAAUUCAAAUCUUAAUCUGUGAACCCAAGUAAGGUCAUGGAUUGUGUCCCUUUUAGACUGCAUGGAUGUAUAGCUUCCCUGCCUAGUGCUGAAAGGGUUGGCUAAAUAUCGGCUCUUGUAAAACUGUUUAGAAUUUGGAGUCUUGAGGAAGUCUGACUGUUCUUUUAUUUUAAACACUCAACAGUGUAUAUUCUUGUAGUCAAAGUAUUUUGAGUAUUUGGAAGAAUGUUUUUGCCUUCCUCUGCCUUUUUGCUUGUUAAUGAAUUAUGUGGGGAACUCUGGGGGUAUUGGGGAACACGUGAUGUGCCUUUCUUGGAAGAUGUCAGAGGCUGUUGGCUGAAUUACUUUUCAUGUGAGCAAAGCUUCUAGUACUAGAUUUGGCAACAAGCCCAACAAUAACUUGAAAACUACAAAAGGGUAAGGGGGGGGAGGGGAAGAACACUUCUUAAAGGAAACCAAACAGGGAUUUUUAUGGAGUCAUAGAUUUUCCAAAAUAAAAAAUGUAAAUACAAUUGCUUCCCAUUGUCCUUUGAGUGAGAAAGUUAUACUUUAGUCUAGUUGUUGUGGCACGGCAAAACCGUUGGUUUUAAGCCCAACAUCCCAUUGUGCAGAUCAGAGGAAUGCCUCCAUAUAUGUUGCAAGCCAUACAGCUGGCACUCUCUACAUGCAGGGUUGCUAAUGGUUAAUUCCAGAAAAGUAACACUAUUCAAACCUUUACAAGCAGUGCUGCAGUUUCUUGUAAUAUGCCCAGGAUUGACUGACAAAUCACAGCCAUGUCAUUACCUCUAUCACAGAGAAAGAGUGUAGGUUUGUGUGCUUCUUCCUUUAUUUUCACUUUAACAACAAGUCACUUGUUUAUUUAAACUGUUCGUCUUGUCCUAGCUAUCAAUUAAUGUAUGGUUGGCUACAUUUUAACACUUCCUUUUAUGUCCUUCUACCCCAAUCCCUUUCGAUCAUAACCUCUUUUUGAGCCUGUCACGACCUUUUGAUUCUUUUUGUGUUAAAAUUGUCUUCUUGCAAUUACUUAUGUUCCACCUAUUCUACAUUUCUGUAGAAUAUGUUUGUGCAAUAUAAAUGGUUGCUUGGAGAGGGAUGUGGUGGCUGCACGUACCACAGCCCAUGUGUGCUGUACUGGUCCUAUUGCAUAGAAGUGAAGACACAGCAGGUAAAAUGUAUAAGAUUAGCGUUUGAUAUAUGCUUAUUCCAUCAAUUUGGCAACCACAUCAAAUGGAUUACAAACCCUAUCCGGUAAUGCAGGUGCACUUGUCAUAAAUACAAUGUAACCUCCUUUUUAUAUCUAUGCCCAUUAAGAGAACCGCUCCUCGAAAUCACAGGACUAAUAAAUCCAUUAUUAAAGAUCAAAUGGAUGGCAUGUUGCCAAACAUCAUCUGUAUGAGUGAAAACAAGUAGGCAAAUGUGCUCAAAUUAUAUCAAAAUUCAAAUAUCCUCUGAUCAAUUUCAGCUAAAUGUCUUUCGCUUCUUCCAUUUUCAGACAAAGGCCUAGAAAAAUGUUAUACGUACAGGCAACAAUUACAUGACUUACAGAGAGUGGCAGUGACUUGCUGUAGAUAAUGUUCUGUGAGUUGCUAUCAUUAUUUAUAACAAAACGUUUACUCAAAUAAAACUCCAGAUUGUGAACGUGUAACUAAAUGAAGUCUUAUCUCCUCAACCUAUGUGAUCCCCAUAAAGCUCAAAAACUUUAACAAAUAUUCUGCUUGCUUAUCCCAUCUUUCAAUUUUAACAGAGUUUAAGAUGUAAAAAUCAUAACAUGCACCUGUUGACACACAACUUAGUGACCUGAAUUUAAAUCACUUCAUGGCUGGCUUGUAAAGGUUUUUAAAGUGGGGAGAAAAAGACCACAAAUCUAUUUUACAAGUUAUUCAUAACUUGUAAUUUUUCUAAAUAACUUUUAAAUCCCACAAAAUGUACUUUUUUUAUUUUAUUUUUUUUUUUAUUUUUUUUAUUUAUUUUUAGUGUUGUGUUUUCCCCUUCAGUCUUGCAUUUCCAUAUAAAAAGGGGCAACAUUUUGGCAGUGCUUGUUUUGGAAGUGUGAGUCACUGGUGUAUAAUUGAUCAUUUCCUCAGCGUUUGUCCUAUAACCACAAACCAUAUGUCACUUUAACAUUGGUCUUUAAGGAUUUUAUAUCCCAAAUGAGAGGAAAUUGACGUAAAUUUGUGAAAUAUAAUGAACUUGCUCCACUGGGCAAAGAACAGAUGUCUACAAGCAUCUCCCAAUGUCAUGUAGCACCUCCUAUGACGAAAGCCAUCUGCAGGAUGGAUGCAGCCAAUUUCACUGGUAACAAACGGAUUUCAUGAAACCAGAUUUUAUUUCCAGCAGCUGGGGUAUGGCAAGUUCUAGACAGUGAUAGACACCUUGAAAAAUGUGAUUGUUAGUGUUCAUUUACCACUUGUUUAAUUGUCAGCUAACAUUAUAUAUCAAUAUCUGAUUGAAAUUUAUUCAUGGACUAUUAGAAAUUAUGUAUUUUUUUUUUUUUUUUUUUUAGGUUUGUUAUUGCUGUGUAGUAUCAACAGUCUAAACUUUUUUUUUUUUUUUUUUAUUAUUAUUUAUUUAUUUUUUAUUUAACAGGGGGUAGGAGGAUUUGAGAGCGCUGAUUGUUGGAGUGCUAGGUUGUUUUUUGGUUUUUUUUUUACCUCCAAAUAUCUCUCUUUAGGAAAAUAGUCCAGUUUGUUUGCUUAUGUUUCUCUUUCUGACAUAGCUGUAUAAAGUUGUACCAAUAUUUCUUAAUCUCAAAUCAUGUUUAUUCAGUUUUGUUUUUUUUAAUAGGUAUUUUUAUUUAAUAGGUUCCUUUUGUAGACUAAGAACUUAUAUCUUAAAAAAAAAUUAACUACAUUGCUAACUAUUCAAGUAGUAGUCCAUCUCAAUUGUUCUCACAAGUGGCAGCAGGUCCUUGCCUUAUCUUGGAAAUGGUAUUGGACCUCUUGAUCCCAUACUGUCUUGACAAGCCUGUAAGGAAUGUGGACAAAAGUUUAUGGGCCUUUCCUUUAGGCCAUCCUUUCUAGGAGGAAAUGCAACACAAACGAGCAGUGGUCAUACCCAGAAAGCUUAGUAAGGAUAAAUAAGCACCUCUUCACAUCGGCUAUGUUUAAUUUGAUGCAUAAUGGGUGUUGAAACAAAAAUUAUGUAAAAAUAAUGCUAUUGAGAGAUUCUGGAUCAUGGCAAUCAAGGAGUUUAUAAAGGUCUCCAGAAUGGCAAUGUUUUCCCAUACUGUUAUGCACCUUUAUCUUUCUCUGUGAAAUUGUGUGGGGUUUUUGUUUGGUUGUUUGUCUUGGGAACCAUGCAUUGUGUAUUACUGAAAGUAAACCAUAGAUAUCACCUCCUGUGCAUUUAACAAUCUAAAACCAUGAUCUGCUUGUCAAAAUAACAGGCAGAUCAUGUAAUAGCUGUGCAUGUUUAUUGCUUCCUGGGAAGAAAAACACAACCCAAAACAUUCAGAAUGACUGACUUAAAGGUUACUCUCAUCAUCAUCAUAACCAUUACAGCAUGCUUUAGUGGUUAUGAUGCCAGGAGUACCCUGGUCUGGUUCUCCAGUAAGGAGGGAAAAUUGUCUCGCAAAGAUUAGCUAAAAUAGUAAAUUCAUGCCUUUAUUUCAGUCUGCUGAUGCUGGUUCUGCCCCUGAUCUGCCUUCUUGGCUGACGUCAGAAGUGAUCUCCGCCAAUCACAAUGCUUUCCCAUAGAAAAGCAUUGGGUUGGCUGAGCGUGUCAUAUCUGUUAGGAAAGUUCAGUGUCUCAAUGCAGAGGGUAGAGACACUAAAUGUAAGUUGUUCUGGUGGCUAUAGUGUCCCUUUAAGAAGUCAAACUUUUUCUAAAAUGGGUUGACUAUUUGACAUUGAGGGGACAAGGUUGCCUUCAAUAACUUCACAGGCCAUAUUACAUUGUGUUUUUGUUUUUUACCUGAAAUCUUGGUAUGUUUGGCCCUCACUGACAUCUGAAAUAUCUGUGGCAGGCUGAUUAUCGCUUAAAGAUGAUGAAGGAGUGUGUGUGGUGUGUGUGUUUUUUUUGGAUCUAUGUUCUAGAUAUGUAAAAUUAGGUUGCUUUCUAAAUAGGAAGUGAUACAAACUUAUGGCCUCGCUGAUGAUUUUAAUCAAUUUCUGGCAAAUACGUUGUGCGCAUCCCUGAUGCAUUAAAUAAUUUCUGUCUUCUGUCAUAAAAGACAGUGUCACAAACAAGCAGUUGUUAAACAUUGAAUGUAUUACUCAUUCCUUGGCAAGAACACACGAUUUGUUUAAUCAAAUCUGUUUAUUAUCAUAAAUAAUUGCUCAGGUGGUACUCUAUAUAUACUAUCUACUAUUCAGUUAUUUUGCGCAAACUUUAGCUGCCUCUGAUAAUGUAUCUAGUUUAAGCUCACCUGUUGUGGUACUAAUCUAGUUCUAGAUAAAAACUUGGGUAUUGGAGAAAUUAUUAUUUUUAUUUUUUUUUCAAGGGAUAUUAUGAGCAGUGAAUUAUUUCAAAGUUUGCCUGUAAACUCUGUCUGUAAAUUUAAAGAUCGGUUCUUUUUUUGUUUAAAAAAAAAUUUAAAAAAACAUUUAAACAACUCUAUAUAGUUAUUCUCAUGACUGUAUGUCAUUACAUGUACAGCCUACACACCAAUUGAUCAAAGAGCCUGAUUUAUUUAUUUCUGCCAAAACAGGAUAUUCUACUUUCUGCUUCAAGAACCUGUUCUGUUAGCAUGUGAGUUCCAUUAACUAGUCUAUUGUGCAGGAAAAAAAACCCUCUACAUAAGGAAAACAUGCUUAUGCUUCGUUGUUCCCAUAUACACACACCUUCAACUUAUUCUCUACCAGAUGCCGUACCCUUACCUUUCUUAUAGUCAGAGGGUUAAUUUGUAAAAACAUCCACAGCUUGUACAAUUUUUUUUUUAAUUUUUUUAUUUUUUUUUAAAUUAUUUUUUUUAGACCUCGUCUUCUUAGAAUUUAAUUAAGAAACUGCCCAUUGCUCACAGAACAUUAUUUCCCAGUUUCUCCAUUUGCUUUUAUUUUUUGCCUAAUUUGUCUUGACACCACAGCUGUGGCAGCCUUUUGUGCGACUAAACCUUUCCUCUGUUUUGUUUCAUUAAAAACACCAAGAGAAAAGCGCUAAAGAAUUUGGGGAAGGGGUGGGAAGAAGUGGUAUACUGUUAGAAGUUAAUUUGCCAUAAACAAAAACGUUGAGAACCAAUUACUAAAGCUAUGAAGUGACAUGUAAACGCUUGUUUAGUUUCACACUUUUGUGUCUAAUAAGUAAUUAAUUACUGGUGUGUGCAUGUAAGGGUAGUGACAAGCACUGGGGAUUACAAGUAUACAAGUCAAGUGAGAAUUUGUCUCUUCCUGCACACCUACCGAUCUGUACGCACAAAGAUUAAGUGUGCUGCAAUUAUCUUUGCUUUAAGUCGAAGUGUGGGAGGCUUUUCUUCUUAACCUACUAAAUAUACUUUUAAUUAAAGUUAUUUUAUUUCACCCCACCCCAUACUGUCUGUACAUUUAUCUCUGGACUCUGUCAAAGAAAUGCCUUUGGCUUGGUUCUAGGUUUGUUUGUAUUUAAGGGUCAAGGUUAUGGAUGACUAUAUGACCUGGUCCAUGGUAAAUCUAUAACAAUAUACCAACAUUGGCCUCUACAGGCAAUAAAACAAUUUUUUUUUUUGUAUUUCAGUACAUGUGUUUAAGAAGGUGAUACCUUGGAGUUAUUGUCAUGAAAUACCUUACAAAAAUGUAUGGCUGCAUUAUUGCAGUAUUCUUAUUUACAGGAAGAAAAAAAACGUUGCAGUGUUGUCUGUGAAAUGUCUAUCUCGUAAGCCUGGACAUUUUAAGGUGUGCAUGUAUACUUUGCGAUGGAGGUGUUAUCUGUACAGGCUGUUUUACAUAUUAUAGCACGAUUCUCCAUUUUCAGAUGGUUUACUAACUGAAUUCAUUUUUAAUAGUUUUGUUAUAAUGCCCACUUCAUGAGACUGUCUUGGAAUAAAGGAUAGAGCGUAGGAAGGCAGACUUUUGUGAAUUCUGCCUUUUGCCAGCUGUCUAUCUUAAGCCUCCAUUCGCAGGACAAACCUGCAGGUGUUAAACAACAAAUCCAGUGCUGCGCAAAAGAACAUGUGGAAAAAGUUAGACAAAAACCAUGUAGAGAAUAAUUAAAUGUUUUAUUUCUCCCCCCUUUGCUUCAUGCACAGUCGAAAUCGGGUACAUUCUGCAGUGGUUAUAGCUAGCAACAUCUGGUGGAUAAUCCUGUGUUUUUUUUUUUUUUUUUUUUUUUCCUCUGUUGCGUUUUUUGGUUUUCUCUAAUGAAGUUUUAGAAGUGUGUGGAUAGAUAUCUACAAAUUUUAAUUUUAUUCCUUCUCUUGUUUUGUUUCUGAGCUGGCAAGUGUCUUAACAAUACUGCGUUGGAAGGAAGGACAUAGCAAUCACAGAACUUUGUUUGGUCUUAAACAAACACAAGAUGGUUCUCAGGAGUUUGUUGAUUACGUUACAAUGAUUUCUCUGUGCUCAGCAGUUGGCACCAAAAGAGUUUGGAAAUUACAGCAGAUUUGAUUUCAGGGGACACAGUGAUAAUCUUGUUAGCCAGAAAUUAAGUAUGCAUCAAAGAAUUGCUUGGAAAUCCUUUAAAAGUGCCGGGAGAUCUCAAAACUACCUGUUUGUCUUGGCUUCGUUAUAGGAGAACUGCAUUUAAAUAUAACCAGUGGAGCCAAGUCUUUAAAAGAUUUCAAAUAAGAAUACCCGUUGGACUUGCAUUUCGUCUAUUUGUUUUAAAACCUCCUAUAGAUUUGAUUCUAUACAUCAUAGGGACUGUUUGCUAUGGAUGGGUAGAAUCUUUUACAUAAAUCCUUUUUAUUGAUCACUCUAAUAAUGACUGCAUUACAUUGCAGAAAUAGACAGCUGUGUUGUAAUGAAAAGUGCCCCAGUAAACAAAUCUCAAUAUGAUCUUGCAGGUGAAGCUUUUCUCUAACUACAAAACAAGUAAUAACUGGGGAGUAAAAGUGACUAACACUCUUAGUUCAGGUGAGGUAACAGACGUUGCUACUUAGGGCGUCUGGCGCAAGAUAGUGGAGGCUAGGUAAGUCAAACUGCGUUUUAAAAAAAACAACCCAGUGACUAAUUUACAAUGGGGACGUGCCAGGACACUCUUGUCACCAUAACUACUAUAGCAAGGUUUGGUAGUUAUGGUGCUUAGUGUUUCUUUAAGUCUGUUUGUGUGUUUUGUGUGUUUUUUUUUUUAUUUUUAUUUUUUUUAUUUUUUUUUUAUUUAUAAUUUAUUUAUUUUUAGGACGGGGGUUUAAGGGGCGGGGAGGUAUUGUGUGUUUUGUUUUUUGCCAUUCUAAACCUUAAUGCAAUAAGGAACAUGACAGUCUUUUAGUGUAAUAUCAUUCUCAACCAGUAUAGAAGAAAUGCUGAUUUCAUAAACUGGCAUUCUUUUAAAAAAAAAAAAAAAAAACCCUUUUUUGGGUCCAGAUCCAUCCAUGUCUCUCUUGACCUAAUGUUCUCCUAAGGGCUCCAGACGCCUGCUGUUUAUGGUGUUUAGUUAUUAAUGCUUCACUUUGCGCCCAUUCCAUGCUUGUAGUUUUCGGGCAUUAGUUCCAGUUUGUGUUAAUUAUCCUCUGCUCUCUCUAUUGGAAGUAAUUCAGAUGUAGUCAAGAUCAGCAAAACUAGAACUAAAUCCAAACUCCGAAAUGGUACAAAUCUAAAAACAAAGUCCUGUCGGGAACACUCGUCAAGGACUGCCCAUUUUCAGAUCAAUGCAGAUUAAACAUAUCUGGAAACAUGCAUGCCUAACAUUUUUGCUAUAACAUUGAAGGGAUUAAGCAGAGUAGAUUUUAUUUUAUUUAUUUUUCUCCCUCAGUUUUAUUUGCCAGAAAAUGGGUUUAAAUGAAACCCCAAGGAGUGCAUUGAUUAGCAUUAUCGUUUUACAUACUGUUGUUAUAUGGUAAGCGGAUGUGAAAUAUAAUGAUAGCAUUUGUUUGGGCUAAAUCUCUCUUUAGUUGCCUGUGAAAUCUUAGAUAACACAAAUAAAGAAUCCUCAUUAACCACAUCUCCUCCUUUCUCUUUUUUUUUUUUUUUCUCUCUCCUCUCUUAGACCACAAAGGCAUUCCUCCCCAAAAUGAUGGAAAUGAAUCAUGGACAUAUUGUUACUGUUGCCAGCUCAUUGGGAUUGUUCAGCACCGCAGGAGUUGAGGUUUGUUCCAUUUCCUUCCAUAUAGAAUGUUCUAAUCUAGCAACCCGCUGUGGGUUGCGUCCUUAUGGAUAAGGUGUGCCAGCUAUUAUGGACUAUAUAUAUAUAUAUUUAUUUUUUUUUUACCCGUGCAUCAUGGGAUAUGUUGUCUAAAACAUCUGGAUUUGGGAAUUGUCUCUUUCAGGACAUAAUCUGUUCCUUAGCAGGUCUUUAAAUCUUAAAGUUGGGUAAAUACAACUUCAGAUGAACAACACAUGACAUAUUACACUUGUCAUGAUGGGGUUUUUUUUUUUUUUUUUUAAAUCAACAAAUGCCAGCAAACUUCAAUGAACUGAAGAUGUGACAACUAUGUGAGAUCCUUAUAAAGUCAUACAGGAAGAAAUGACUUCAAGUUAUUACUGCUAAAGGUGGCUCUGAAUUAUGCGGUGUACUUUUUCACACAUGGAUUUUCCUCAUUUUGGCUUUAUUUUUGUUAAAACAAUCCACAGCAAAAAAACAAAUGUGAGGAAGGCUGAACUUUUCAGCUAUGUAACUAUGACACGGUGUCAUGUCAUGAGGUGUUCAUCUGAGGUCGUAUUUUACGAAUUUACUAAGACCUGCUAAGGAAGUGAUGAGCAUUAUGUCCUGGUAUGUACUAAUUGGUGCUGAUAAACUAGUUAACGGAAAUUUGGUCAUUGUAAUAGUUCUUGGUGAAUUAAUAUUUUCGGGAUACUUGUCUUGAAUGUGACCGUCCCUCCAUGUUCAUUUAUUUACUUGUGUAGAUUUGUAUCUAGCUAUACAAAAUUUGUCCUGCAUGCUCAUUCCUUCUUAUAAGGGAUAUAUUAAUACACAAUGCAUUUAUUUAUUUCCCCUUCCACAGGAUUACUGUGCCAGCAAGUUUGGUGCUGUGGGCUUCCAUGAAUCUCUCAGCCAUGAACUGAAAGCGGCAGACAAAGAUGGGAUUAAAACUACAUUGGUUUGUCCUUAUCUGGUUGACACUGGCAUGUUCCGUGGCUGCAGAAUCAGGUUAGUAUCCACACGGAAUGAUGAUUACUUUGCACUUUUAACACACUUCUAGUUUGGUCUUCACUGGUUCAUGCUUUCAAAUCCUAAAAUGCAUAGAAUGUAUUAUAUUGCAUGUUCUACUGUUGAGUUUAAAAAAAAAAAAAAAAACUACAAAUAAAAGCAUAACAUUCUUGAUUUUUUGUGGUCGGCUUUCCCUAUUAUUUAUCCAUUAAAUUAAAAAGAAAAUAUUUUUUGAUCUGUGUCUAAAACUUUUAAAUUCACCUCCUCUGCCAAAUAUACUGUAAUAUGCUGUUUUGGAAUGGAUAUGAGGGAAAAGCUGCCUUAUUAUUAUUUUUUUUUUUUUUUUUUUUUAAAGCUGGGAAGCUUUGUUGCAUGUGCCCACUAACCCUCUGAGGAAUAAGUAUUUUUAAGGGGUCUGCUAAUAUUCUUCCAAAUGUCUGUCUUCACUGAGCUUCUCCAGACAAUGCCGUUUGGGCAGCCAACCCAGCACCCAUCCAGGUGCACCUCAUUAUUCUAUCGUGUUAUGAAGUAUCAGGGCAAACGUGGAGCUGGAAUGUGUAAAUAAAACUCACUGAAACAUUUUAUCUUUCAGGAAAGAAAUUGAGCCCUUCCUCCCACCCUUGAAACCAGAUUACUGUGUGAAGCAGGCUAUGAGAGCGAUCCUUACAGACCAGCCUAUGAUCUGUACUCCUCGUCUCUUGUACAUGGUGACCUGCAUGAAAAGGUAAUUAUGUAUUGGUUUUUAUAUUUUUUAAAUUAACCUUAUUGGGGUGAAUGUUUUCUGACUGUGUCUAGUGCUUAGUGGUUGGUGCUCCUGAAAAUGUAAGAUUGUGCAAAAUUCCAUUAUAGUGAUUGUUGUGUUUUAUUUUAAUUGCUAAUUAUUUUUUAGUUUAUGUAUUAUAAUGUUCCUCGAUGAACAACAUGUAGAUCUUGUAUACUAAUCCAGAUAUGUUACAAGUAAUGUCUUGUUAAAUCGGUCCAGUGUCUGGGAAAUACGCCAAACCUCCUUUGUAUGAAAUAGAUUUUAUUCUAUGUUUCUGCCGUGUAAUCUACGGUCGAUCUUUGUGAUUGCCGAGUUUACCUCCUACUUUGUUGGUGGAGUUCCUCACUCCCUUUCCAUUCAGCACCACAUUCAUAACAUAUACAGAACAUAAAGCAUCAUCAUUUUGUAUGAAUAAACAUUCAAGUGGGGGGUUCCAGACUGUUUCCACAGUUGUACUUCUUUCAGCUUCAGCCUCUUCAGUAGACAUAGAUCAGAAAACAUUAUUUUGAUCAUCAUAAUUAUGUACGCAAGACUGCAUUCUGAUUUUUGUAAGUACAAGUAGUGUAUUUCAAAGUUGACAUUAUUGUUCCAAAGUUAAAGGGACACUAUAGUCACCCAGACCACUUCAGCUCCAUGAAGUGGUCAGGGUGCCAAGUCCCCCAGGUUUUAACCCUUCCGAUGUAAAUCUGAAACUGCUAUGUUUACAUUGCAGGGUUAAUCCAACCUCUAGUGGCUGUCUUCCUGACAGUCGCUAGAGGCUCUUCUGCGACACUGGAUGCAAAAUUCGCAUCCAGCGUGCAGUACGUCCAUAGGAAAGCAUUGAGAAAUACUUUCCUAUGGACUGUUUGAAUGCGCGCGCUGCUCUUGCCGCGCAUGCGCAUUCCGCUUCACUCGGGAGCUGACGUCGGCGUGGGAGGAGAGGUCACCGCUGGAUAAAGGUAAGUGGCUGAAGGGGUUUUAACCUCUACAGCGCCAAGGGAGGGGGACCCUGAGGGUGGAGGGGUCCAAAGGGUGGUAUAUAGUGUCAGGAAAACAAGUAUUCCUGACAUAUAGUGUUAAAACCAUCAUCUAGCCGCCCCUGGCUUCCUCUUGCCUCCCUAAUUAUAGUAAAUUCUUACUUGUAUUCAAGUCUGCAUCUACUGCUUCUUACCUGUCUGCUGACAUCAGAAGUGGUGGAAUGAGCCAAUCACAAUGCUUCCCCAUAUGAUUGUCUGAGACUGUCAAGGAGGCAGAUCAGGGGCAGAGCCAGCACAAGUUACACAGCCAUGGCCAGUCAGCAUCUUCUCAUAGAGAUGAAUUGAAUCAAUGCAUCUCUAUGAGGAAAGUUCAGUGUCUGCAUGCAGAGGGAGGAGACCCUGAAUGGCUGAAUGCAGUGGUUGCGCUUGGGGCUGAUGGCAGGUCUGGAAGGGACAAAGGGGUGCUCAGAUAUGGACCCCAAGAUUUGGCCUAAAUCACACUGUGCACACAGAGGUGCGUAAAAGGAGUUGGACUGUCUAUAUGUGUAUAUUUAAAUGUAUAUAUGUUUAACUGUGUGUAUAUGUAUGUACGUACAUACAUACAUACAUAUUCACUCUAUCUCUGGGCCUGUAGUUGUGUUUAAGUGAUUCCCAUACCGUUACUAGGCUGGCGAUUUGCAGGCCCCUUCCCUCCACCCCCUCUACCUACAUCUACUAUUAUAUACCCCUAUGGUAUGCCCUCUUUAUUACAGGCCUACUGUAGCGUUGGUUCCUGCACACCACAACCGACUUAUGUGUGUGUGUGAGACAUGCAGAGAGUAAAGACAAUGAAUGGCAGUACUGCGUAGUGUGCAGCACUGCCACAUGACGCACCUCUAGUAGCCAUCUGAGGAGUGGCCACUGGAGUUAUCCCUAGGCUGAAAUGUAAAAACUGCAUUUUCUCUAAAAACCGUGUUUACUGCAAAAAGCCUGAAGGGAAUGAUACUACUCACCAGAACAAAUAUAUGUAGUUGCUGUAGUUGUUCUGGUGACUAUAGUUUCCCUUUAUUAUUCCCUUUAAUUAUUUAUUUUAAAAUGUAUGCCAGAUCUGUAAAUAUACAGACCGUCUCCACACCAAAACUGCUACACAAAAGAUUUAAGUUGUGACCCUGAAACUGCAGGAUAUGUUUAAUACCUGUGUCCUGUAUUUGUCACAUUAAACAGCCACACUGGUGGAGUACUGAUUUAUUUUCAAAUGUGAGAUCCAUAAUGCUUUUCUCACGUACCGUAAAACAUGUGUGAGCAUAAGGUUUGUGCUAAUGUAAAGCGAUCAGAUGUCUGUAAAUGUGGGGUAAAAAUGCAAAUACAAACUUCUCAAAGGCCGGUGAGAUAGCUCAGUGGGCUAAUGCAUUAUCAGUAGAAUCUGUUGAACCCUUGGUUCGCAGGUUCAAAUCCUGGCACAGAUGUACUUGAAAACCAGAGUAAUCUGAGUGUACCUUUCUUGGUUAAAUACUUUAUUUAUUAUUAUUUACUUCAUUAAACAGCGCAUCUAACCCAACAAAACAAAAUGGUGUUAAGUAAAUCAAUAUUUUAUUGAAAAGACUAUCCCUUAAUGCUGACUUGGUUUUACUACUGCUUUACAACCGAAUUACAUGUGAAGAAGACCAUGAAAUGUAUAGAUGUGAUUACUGGUAGCGACAUCCCUUAUCUGAAAAUAAUAUUGCAAAAACUCCCUCCUGAAUGUUGGUGUAUGGUGUACUACAGGGCUCAAAAUUUCCACUAGCCAUUAGCGAGUAAAAUUUUUUUUUUUUUUUUUAUUUUUUUUUUUUUUAGCCCUGGCAUCUAGUAAUUCACCCCAUAAGAGUGCGACGGAGCAAUGUGUGCCCUGAGUAGUGUUCAUUUUGGCGGCAAAUUUCAAUCUAGUUUUAGUUAUGGGCUUUUGAAUCGAGACGUUUUAGUUGACUAAAUCUUCAGUUGAGAAAAUGGGUUUAGUUAAACCCUCUAUCUGACUUUUAUUUUUCUUCCCUGCCCCUCUAGGUGUCUCUCUGCCAAGCCCUGAUCUGUCUCUUUUGCCCCUUUCACAGUCCCGCUGUGCAGUGUUAGUUUUGGCAGCAAAUUUAAAUUUAGCUUUAGUCAUAGUCUUUCGACUAAAAAGCUAUUUUAGUCAUCUGAAUUGUUUUAGCCCACUAAAAUUGUGAGUCGACAAUAUUAACACUGGCCCUGUGUUUACCAUGUUUGAAUUAGAUUAUGACACAAUUUCUUAAAUCUAAAGUUGGAGGAAAAUAGAGCAUCUGAAUUUACAAAGGUUAAAGUGUUAUAGAUGCCUUUUAAGGUUUAAUUCAAUAUUGUAAAUUUCAGAGGAGUGACAAUUUUCUCUUUUGAAGAUCUUCUUGUGCGUGACUUAAGGAAAUGCCACGGGUCGCAAAGAGCAUGAUACAGGGGGAAAAGUUACAGUGGUCUUAAUUUCCUAUCUGCAUGUUACUGCCACUAGUCCCACUUUGCCAGUAUAUAAUUUGUAUUAAAGGACCACUAUAGUGCCAGGAAAACAUACUCGUUUUCCUGGCACUAUAGUGCCCUGAGGGUGCCCCCACCCUCAGGGUCCCCCUCCCGCCCGGCUCUGGAAAGGGGAAAAGGGGUAAAACUUACCUUUCUCCAGCGCUGGGCGGGGAGCUAUCCUCCUCCAUUCCUCCCCGUCGGCUGAAUGCGCACGCGCGGCAACAGCUGCGCGCGCAUUCAGCCGGUCGCAUAGGAAAGCAUUAUCAAUGCUUUCCUAUGGACGCUUGCGUGCUCUCACUGUGAUUUUUCACAGUGAGAAGCACGCAAGCGCCUUUAGCGGCUGUCAAUGAGACAGCCACUAAAGGCUUUGGGGGAAAGAUUAACCCAUUUAUAAGCAUAGCAGUUUCUCUGAAACUGCUAUGUUUUAUAAAAAAAAAAUUGGUCAACCCUAGCUGGACCUGGCACCCAGACCACUUCAUUAAGCUGAAGUGGUCUGGGUGCCUAGAGUGGUCCUUUAAGAAUAACUUUAGAUUUUAGGUUUCCCAUAUGUUGUAUAUGUACUGACAAAUCAUCUUCUUUUCUUCCAGCAUCCUGCCGUUUGAAGCUGUGGUCUGCAUGUACCGGUUUCUAGGAGCAGAUAAAUGCAUGUACCCUUUCAUCGCUCAAAGGAAACAAGCCACGAACAACAAUGAAGCUAAAAAUGGAAUUUAACCUUUUUGUCUACUUCGUGUAACUCCUAUUUUUGUGUUUUGUGCUUAGACUGACAUUUAAUGUACUGCACAGUCAACAAAUUGACUGACUGAAUUGGGAGAAGCACUUGUGCAUCCGUAUGAUGUGUGUCCAUUAUUCCUACAGCAUUGUGGCAUCUCAGCUCAUGGACUGAACAUCAUAUUCCCAUGAGGCUUUCCCUUCCCAGCCCUGUUCUAUACACUGUACAUUUGACUUUAGAGUUCUAGCAAAAUGUGACCAAUAAGGGUAUAAUAUAAAGCAUAAUCGUAGCAAUAAAUUUGCUUCUUUAGUGGUACUGUACAUACAGUAAAGUGUAGCAAAUCCAUUUCUUUAAACACACUGUUACACUAACAUGUAUUUUAAAAGGAUUAAUAAAACUUCAUAUAAUUCUAGUUCCAUUUUUAGAUGUUUGAAUGGAAAUUCUCUAAUUAUCUGGAGUUAAAAAAAUAGGUUUUUAGCACAUUUUUGUUUCUUUUUAAUGCAAUUUUUUAUUUUUGCAUUGUUGGUAUUUUUUGAUAGGUUACAAUCUUUCAUGAUGAAAUUUCUUAUUUAUGCUGAACUAUAAAUUGUAAAGCAGCAAUUUGGGGGGGGGGGGACAUAGCAGAGUGCCCACAUUUUAACUCUAAAAACAAGUUGUUGAAGACUGCAUGAAAUUCUGGGGAAAGAAUUGCAUUGAUCCCUUCCCCGAUAUCGUCAUUUUGGCAUGUAGAAAAUCUUCAUGUAUAUGCCAUUGAAACAAAUCCUCACUACUUGUACAUGUGAAAUAUUUAAGGGUGUAAAGAUGGGAUUUUUUUUUUUUUUAUGUUAGAAAACUUCCUUUUUUUUUUUUCAUGUUUUGUACAGAAAACAUUUUACAAUUGUGCCUUGGAUUUAGUAACACGCAUUGUAAAGUGUAUUUCUACCUCUGUAUCUAAAAGUGUACCAUUUUCUUGUAAAUUACUAUAAAACAUAUAUGUGAUUUUUACAAUUUUUUUAUUUUAUUUUUCUAAUUAUUAUUACUUUUGACGUCUUAAGUAUUGACCAGUGUCUGGUUUUAUUAAAGCAAAUAUACAACGAAUACUAAUGUUUGCAUAGAGACUUCAGUGUGACUGUAAAUUUGGAUAUGUUCCUACAAAAUUAGUUUGCUAGCUUUCAUUGGGAAUCCAGUAAACGCUUUUGAAAUAUCUGGAACCAGAGUACUGUUCGUGUAGCUUAUGGGUGUCUAAUGCUAGACUGUCAGGAUUUAACAUCACCAAGCUCUUAGGAUAAAUCUUUCCAUGAUUUCCAGUGUUUUUAGUCACAUGUUAAUCUGCCGAACCGCACACAACAAGGCAUUUAUAAGUACUUGCAUCCCUUGAGCCCUAAUGGCGCUUGUGUAGUGUGUGUGUUUGUGUUUUUUUGUUUGUUUUUUUUUUCUCAUUUAUUUUACAUGAAUGACAAGCAGAUCUAUUACACUGUAAGCAAG